Molecule: messenger RNA, 2222 nt
Organism: Gymnogyps californianus (California condor)
Lineage: Eukaryota; Metazoa; Chordata; Aves; Accipitriformes; Cathartidae
Gene: SEPTIN10
Product: septin 10
Exons: 11
Coding region: 11-1375 (454 amino acids)
Biological process (GO): cytoskeleton-dependent cytokinesis
Cellular component (GO): septin ring; cell division site; microtubule cytoskeleton
Molecular function (GO): GTPase activity; molecular adaptor activity; GTP binding
Source: RefSeq, a predicted model, not a curated record
UCGCGGGGCUAUGGCCGGUUCCCAUGCCGCUCGGCAGCCGCAAAAUGAAGGCUAUCGAACUUUGUCCUUGUCCGGGCAUGUUGGUUUUGGUGGUUUACCUGAUCAACUGGUUAAAAAAUCCAUCAAGCAGGGCUUCUGCUUCAACAUUCUUUGCAUUGGGGAAACUGGAAGUGGGAAAUCAACCUUGAUAAACAGUUUGUUUAACACCAAUUUUGAUGACCCUGUGUCAACGCAUUUUCUGCCAAGUGUACGACUUAGAGCCCAGACUUACGAACUCCAGGAAAGUAAUGUUCUUUUGAAGCUGACCAUUGUAAAUACAGUGGGAUUUGGUGACCAGAUAAACAAAGAAGAUAGCUAUCAACCAAUAGUGGAUUAUAUAGAUGCACAGUUUGAAGCCUAUCUCCAGGAAGAACUGAAAAUUAAACGUUCUUUAUUUAGCUACCAUGAUACUCGCAUCCAUGUCUGCCUCUAUUUCAUUUCACCUACAGGCCAUUCCCUAAAAACCCUAGAUUUGUUAACCAUGAAAAGCCUAGACAGCAAGGUGAACAUUAUACCAAUUAUAGGCAAAGCAGACAGCAUUUCUAAAACCGAACUACAGAAGUUCAAGAACAAAAUAAUGAGUGAAUUAGUUAGUAAUGGCGUCCAGAUAUACCAGUUUCCAACUGAUGAUGAAACCGUUUCUAAAAUUAAUACCAUCAUGAAUGGGCAUUUGCCAUUUGCCGUAGUAGGAAGUACUGAGGAGGUGAAACUUGGAAACAAAAUGGUGAGAGCUCGUCAGUACCCUUGGGGCAUUGUACAAGUGGAAAAUGAGAACCACUGUGACUUUGUAAAGCUUCGCGAGAUGCUUAUUUGCACAAAUAUGGAAGACUUAAGAGAGCAGACGCAUGCACGACAUUAUGAGUUGUACAGACGCUGCAGACUGGAAGAGAUGGGAUUCAGAGACAUUGGCCCUGAGAACAAACCAGUCAGGCUUCCAUGUUCUAAGUCUUACGCAGAUAGAAAAACUGUAUGUCACAGCUAUGCUUCUGUAGAAAGUCUACAGGAAGCCUAUGAGGCAAAGAGGCACGAGUUCUACCUUGAACUGCAAAGAAAAGAGGAGGAGAUGAGACAACAGUUUGUGCAGAGAGUGAAGGAGAAAGAAGCAAUAUUGAAAGAAGCAGAGCAACAGGUACAGACUAAAUUUGAACAUCGUAUGCUAAUGCAUCAAGAAGUGAAACUGAAAUUAGAGAAAAAGAAAAAAGUUCUAGAAGAUGAAAUAGCUAUGUUUAUUGAGAAGAAAGCUAAUGCUGAAUUACUCCAAUCGCAAGCAUCUGUCUCUACCCCUGUUGUUAGUUUGAAGAGAGACAAAGACCGCAAAAAUUCCAGCUUUACAUAAUACUGAUGAUAGAAGAAACAAUAUUGAUAAUUUCUCUUGAGGAAGCAGUGAUUCACAGUGUGCUUUUGGAGGUAUAGGAAUUGCAGUUUCUUACUAAAGGAUUUGGAAAAUAUCUCUCAUUGCUGCAUGCUGCAAAAGAAGAAUUUUGAAGUAUGAUCUGUACACAUAUGGUGCAGCGACUACUGUCAUUGCCAUCACGGACUUUCUGUUACGCGUCUGCCUUGAUACGUACUUGCCUUACAUACAUGUGGCCAACUUGCUUUCAUUUUAAGUGCAUUGUACCAAAGAAAAUGUCCCUGCCCUAAACAGUUCCAUUCAUAAUAUGAAUGCUGUAGCACAAAAGUAUUCAGUGAAUAUAUCCACUAUAACCUUUCUAAAGACUUGUUUUCAUAUGGUAUGGUAUCUUAGUCUACUAAAUAUUAUUUAAUACAACUGUUGACAUAAUUCAACCAUUUACUGAUUUUGCUGACAGAUUUUGUUUAUAGUCUUUUAUGUACAAGCACUGUCCUAAAUUUCAGAUACGAUCUUUCUAAUCAAAAUCUAUUGAGAUAUUUUUGCAGUGCUGUACUGUUGCAUGAUAUUUUAUCUGACAUUACUAACUUAAUAUGGAAAGUACCUAUAACUUUUUGAUGCUUGUGACUGUGGUGUUCAGUUACAGCAGAGGCUGAACUUUACAAAAACUAUUAACUACUUGUUUCAGGUUAAAACAAGUUUAAAAUGUUUUUUAUAUUUUCAGUAGCCAUGAUAACUAAUGGGAAACUAUAAGAGGUGCAGUUCUCUGAAGCUGUUUUGUGCGACUCUUUAAAAAUGAAAUACUAACUUGGUAGAAAUAAAAUACAUUGGUUUU